AUGAUGACUACCACCGCCUUUACAAUUUUUGCUCGCCUUCUCCUCUUUGCCCUCCCGCUUCUCGCAUAUAUUUGUCCCGUCCUAGCAGCAUCCUCCAGUGGCAGUGCCACUCCGACGAGUGCUUCAGCCGCUGCAUCGGCUUCGGCGACGAUUGAUCCCGGCAGUCACGGAUAUACAUAUAUAGGAUGUUAUAACGAGACCACAGGCUUUUCAGCCGGUGGGGAUGUGCGUGCCUUGACUGGUGGGACAGUGAAUGCUUCCAACACCAUGACGGUAGAGCAAUGCUUUAACAUCUGCGGAGACCAGCAAUACGCCGGGCUGGAAUAUACCCGAGAGUGCUGGUGCGGCCCGUAUCUCAACUCCCAGUCUGUCAAACUCAACGAUUCCGAAUGCAAUUUGCAAUGCAUGGGCGAUAAAUCUGAAUUCUGCGGUGGGCCUUUGAAACUCACUCUGUACCAGCGCAAAUCCGGCAGCUCUUCCUCUUCAUCCUCUUCCUCCUCGGGCCACAAAAACGCCGGAGGAUUCUCUCUUUUAUCCUACCAUCGCCGACAGCACUAUGCUGCUGACCACGGCUCAUCUUCUUUGGCGUACUUUGUUGGAUCAAUGGCUGGCUACACAAAUUUGAUUGCCGGCGUAGUUUUGGGUAUCGGUGCCGGAUUGGCGUUAUAUUAG
This is a messenger RNA of Xylona heveae TC161, 672 nucleotides long. RefSeq names its product WSC-domain-containing protein. The record is from RefSeq and is a predicted model, not a curated record. The transcript has 4 exons. Gene Ontology annotation, cellular component: plasma membrane. Bases 1 to 672 code for a protein of 223 amino acids. Lineage: Eukaryota; Fungi; Ascomycota; Xylonomycetes; Xylonales; Xylonaceae.